Messenger RNA from Anolis sagrei ordinatus, 4283 nucleotides. It is a transcript of the gene SWT1, whose product is annotated as SWT1 RNA endoribonuclease homolog. Gene Ontology annotation, cellular component: nucleus. Lineage: Eukaryota; Metazoa; Chordata; Lepidosauria; Squamata; Anolidae. The record is from RefSeq and is a predicted model, not a curated record.
ACAGCGGCCAGAGCGCCGGCAGAGGGUGCCAAACGCGAGAGGAAGAGGAACCACAACACCCGGCAUGCACCGCGCGCGGCAAGGGUUGAGUUUGAGGAAAGGAAGACGCGCCACAGCUAGAAUCCGGCGGGGAAGUGGAGAGGCUUCCUUGGAGGGGAAGAGGUCUGAAACUUAAACAUGUCAAAAAAACACAAGAAAUCUGAGAAAAAAGACAACCCUUCAGGUAACAAGAAACAUGAAAAGGCGGAAAUUGGGAGUUAUCGUGCUAAAGAUGAUCCAAGUCAAAGGUUGCAUGAUACUCCCAGGUGUAAAAAACCAAAAAACUGUUCGGAUGUCAAAGAAGCUACUACUAAAGAUCUCCAGAAAAAUAUUUCAAAACAAACACAGCCCGUUGGUAUUUUAAUGUCUCUUGAGCAGCGUGAAAAGAUCACUAUGCAUUUUAAAAGCAAGGCAAAACAUAGUGGACAGAGAAGUAAGGUGUAUUCAGCGGCUUCCUCCCUUAGCAAGGAAGACUCUGACACAAAUGUGCGUGAUGUACCAAAAGAGAGGAAGGAGUCAAAAGAUUUGAAGAUCUGGAACCGGAAAAAGAAAAAGAGCAAAGCUGAGUGCAGCAAUUUAAAAGAUAUAAUUGAGAGAAAUAUGCUUCCCAUAGAGUGCUCUUUCCUUCAUAAGAAACCUUUAAAACUGAAAGAACUCAGCAUAAAGCAGAAAACUUCAAAAGAGCGAUACCCAUCCACCUCAACAAUUAAUUUCUCAGAUCCUGAGAAAUUGCACACACAGACAUGCAGAAAAGAGGCUCCUGAAAAGGCAGAACAUAAAUCAUUAGAAGACAAUAUCAAAAAGAGCAGCAAAAUGAGAUGCAAUCCUCUUUGUCCCAUGACAAAACUGACAAAAGGUUGGAAGUAUAAAGAGAAAGAACAAUUGUGUAAUCAAGAACAAUCAAGCAUCAAGAAUGUUUCCUGUUUGAAGACCCAAGGAAAUAAAUAUGAAUCUGUAGCAUUUCGGACAAAUCAGAGAUGUGAGACAUCAUGUCCUUCCUUUUCUGCAUUUGAAGCUACUGGAAAUACUGGUGCAGACCAAGAAAUGCAGAUUGUGGAAGACCUGCAUGCAGCUCGCGUUGAUAAUAAGAUGGCUUUGUCUGUAGUGCAGACAUGUGGAGAGCUGACCAGCAUGGAGAUAGAUCUUCCAGAUGAUGACUCAAACAGGUUUUCUAAAAAUAUUGCUGGCUUGAAUACUUUGAUUGUAAUUGAUACUAAUAUAAUGAUCAACCACCUGGACUUCAUCAAGUCUUUGAAGAAUAAUGAUAUCCCAGGUAUAGGUAACUUUGUGCUUAUCAUUCCCUGGGUGGUUUUGCAAGAACUGGACAACUUGAAGAGAGGAAAAAUAUUGGCGAAUGUUGGGCAAAAAGCAAUUCCUGCAGUUCACUUCAUCUAUAUGUGUCUGAAAAUCCAAGAUCCAAAAUUGUGGGGACAAUCUAUGCAACUUGCUUCUCAGAAAACACUUGAUUUCAUUAUUGAGAACAACGACGAUCGUGUAUUGCAGUGCUGCUUGCAAUAUAAAAACCUAUUUCCCCACACCGAAAUUAUACUGUUGACGAAUGAUAAAAAUUUGUGCAGCAAAGCCUUGGUGAGUGAGAUAAAGGCAUGUAGUAAAAUGGAUUUCGUUGCUGCACUCCAGAAGUUGAUUCCGAAGACUGUUGUUAUAAAUCAAGAUGUUUUCAGUGGCCAGUCUCACCUGGAAAAAGAUAUAAAACGUCAUAAAGUUGGGGGCAGUUCUACAAAUCAUCUUUCAAUAAUUAUUCUGGACACAAAGAAGUGCUUGGGAGAAGUGUUGUCUUCUAUAUUGGAAACAGAACUGAAGAUUGCUUAUGGAGACCUGUGGACAGAGGUAGUGUAUCAUAAACCCCCAUGGACAUUAACCAAUGUGUUGGAGUGUUACAGAAAGCACUGGAUGGCUGUUAUUGGAAUGGUGAUACCAAGAAGAUUUGUAUCGACUAUUGACUAUUUAUAUAAAUGUUUCUGUACAGUUGAAGUAAUUAAUGAGUCAACAAUAAAGGAAGUGCUCGAGGAAUCUAAAAUGCUAUUGAAGGCAUUCACCUCAAGGUCAAAUUAUGAUGGUGCCCUUUCACAGGCCAUAAUUCAGAUAGAUAAGCUGUUAGAGACUCUGAAUAAGAUAGGAGUUGGACAGAAUGCCUUUAAAUCUGCUUCUGGAGAAACUGCUUGUGAACAAAUGGAAGAUGUGACUUUGGUCCAAAAUACUCAAAUAGGAGAUACAUCAAUAUCGCCCAAGUCUUUAAUUCAAGGAAACAAGCAUGUGGAAAUCUGGUCUGUCCUUCAAACAUUGUGGGACAAAAUGAAUGGAUUCAGUCUUGAUGUCUUCCAGAAGCUGGACCUUUGUACAGUAACAGAUAAUAUGACCUCAUUUAAAGAAGCAUUUAUGGAUCUGCAGAAGUUAAUGUCAGCAGUAAAUGAAACUCUUUCAAAAAUCCAGAAAGUUAUAUUGCCAAAUAGUAGCUUUCAAGAUAUAUGGACCUUGUAUAGUUUCUUGACUAAUGCAGAGAUAAAUAAUAUCACUAAAUUUACUGCUGAAGAGCUUUAUGAAUGCAUCUCCCAAGAGGUAUACAGGGAUCGCUUAUUGAUUGGAUGUGGGCAACUGGCUCAACUGGAACGUACAAUUAAACAACGAUAUGAAUCUGUUUGUUUGGAAAUCAAGAACAGAGGAUGGGUUUAGUUCUGUACUCAGUUGGAGCAUUUAAAGCAACAGUAGCAUUCUUGUAAUGGACACAACAAUCUUAUGGUCCAGCUCCAAAAGACCACCAUCUCACAGGAGCUUAGGCUUCUGUAACUAACCAGCAUUCUUGGGAGCUUUUGUCUAAAGACCAAAUAACGCACUGCAUCAGAUAAAUAGUUUGGCCUUAACUGUUUUUGUGUAUGUAAAGAACAGCUGCCAUGUCGGAGGGCUGGUCAGGCUUAGGACCAUGGAGAUAGGAAAGAGUCUCCAUGCAAAGAGUCUCCCUUCUAAUGCAUAGAACAGUUUUGAGUGUGGGAAUAUAGCAGUCAUAUGUAAGAGAUCAGUGGUUAAAUCCACUGUUCACAACCCAGAUCUUCCAUUUCCCAUGGCUUCCAUUUUACAAAGCCAAAAAGAAAAAAGUACACAUGCUCACCAAUCAUAACUUUUCUUUUCCCAAAUCUCUCAUGUUGCUUAGGUAGAUCAAGCAACUUGCAUCUUGUAACUUGUUUUGCGUUCCCUCUUAAACACAAAUUACAACCACACUGGCAAAAUAUGCAGCCCCUCUGUUAAUACACUUAAUGUUCAUUGAGUUUGGCAGGCUGUGCUCACAGGCAAGAGUAUGAAGUCCCUGGCAGCCUAAGAAAAGACAGUACAGCUUUUUGCACGAAGGAACUUCUUGUUCAGCUGACAAUGGAAGAUAUGGCUGGAGCAAAAUGUGAACUGCCUGUGAAGAGAGAUUCUGUAAAGCAGAGGCUACUUUGGGGAAUCAAAUGUAUGAGGGGGUCGAUUGGAUCUUCAUCUCCCACUCCAAGCAGAAUGAUUAGAAGUGUAUAAUGAAAUCUGUGUAAACCAUCAUACACCUUUCCCUACCCCUUUUUCUUUGCUUUACUCUGCCUUAGCCUUGAGUUCAAAGUUCAUCCAACUUUUAAGUCCAUGCAUUGUAAUUGUAUUUCAUGGGGAGGAGAAAAAGUAAGCCCAGAGGUAAAGCAAAACUGGUGCUACUAAUCCUGAACCAGUGCACUUAGCAGCAGAGGAUUUAUAGCAACAAUCUGUUGUUUUAAUCUUUUUAUAUCAGCUGAAAACUGAAACAGGGCUUGAUGUAGUUAUUUAAAAUUAUAGUUGGAACAUGGAAUAAUACUGCAAACGGAUUUUUACAAGCCAGCAUAAUCCAAGGAUGCAUUUGUUGUGGUACACGUUCCAUUUUAAGCUAAUUCAUUCUUAGUGUACAUAUAAAUAUAUUGCACAUUUCGUUUUUCAAAAAUGAGACAUUUGUAAUUUUACAAGCAUGUCUGUUUAAUUUACUUGAGCGAUUUGCUGCCUUUUUAAAAGGCUACUCUUAAUAUUGCCUCUGAAGAGGGUCAAGAAAAUGGAGAUAUUGUUCAAUUAAUUUAUGUGACUGUGAACAGCCUAUCACCUUUUUAUGCUAUGAUAUAAUAAUUUAUCUUUUUUCUGUUUAUUGCUUAACAAUGCUGCUACUUAAAAAGGUUUUUUUUACAAUAUGGUUUCUUUACAGAAUUGGACAAGAUAUUUCAAAUAAAUAGUAGAGUAUAUAA